ACCAUGCAACCGUAAGUUCAUGAAAUGGGAUUACAUGACUUUAAAGCAGAGGCGUACAGACUUUAAAUCGUGACUAAAACCAUCCUUCCAGGAAGGUGCCCCCCACAAAGACCCCACGCGUCAAGACUCAACAGAGCAGAGCCACUGCGAAGCUUGCUCUGCUUCUCUUUACCUCGCCAUCUGUGCUCGCCUUUGGCUUUCUCUCUGGCGGCCAUUCCUUCCUUUGUAGGGUCAUCAGCCAGUUUUCACCAGUCUUACGAUGGACACAAUUCUGGGAAUCGCCAACAAUGCCAUCAGUCUCAUCGUUCAAAAAGUCAGCGACGUCAGUGUAGUCAAAGAGAAGAUGGAUGCUUUGGAAAUGAAUAUGCGAAUGGUGUCGGCCAGGAAGGCGGACAUAGUUUCGGAACUAGAGCAGGAAGAGAGGAGACCGGGGAAGAAAAGGAAGAGACAAGUCGACGCGUGGAUGCAAAAUGCAGCAUCUCUGGAGGAUCAAGUCCACAAGGUGGGACGGAAGGUGAAAGAGGGGCGCUUCUUUUCUAGUCUCAUGUUGGAGAACCAGGUGAGUGGCCUCGCGACUCAAGUGGACAAAUUGCAUGAGAUGGGUAGAUUUGAUAACGGUCUCAUGCUGGAUGUGAAACUGGCCCGAGGCUAUGAGCUACCACCUGGUGAACCAGCGGGAAAAUUUACAUUUGUAAUUAACUUUUAA
Molecule: messenger RNA, 706 nt
Organism: Eucalyptus grandis
Lineage: Eukaryota; Viridiplantae; Streptophyta; Magnoliopsida; Myrtales; Myrtaceae
Exons: 2
Coding region: 260-706 (148 amino acids)
Source: RefSeq, a predicted model, not a curated record